AUGUCAUUUCUCGACAGGUGGGUCUACAAGAACAAGACAAGACAAAGCGGCGUCAACAACACGGGCACCCAUUAUAACCCAACCACUAUCACUCCUCAGGAGCAAUUCAAAUCUUAUCCAGGCCGCAGGAACUCCGACACACAGCCAAAUCUGAAAAACGUGCCAUACACCUAUUUCCACAGAGACGAGGUGAUCAACGUGCGUGGCGACGAUGGCCAGAUGCACGGUCUCCGUUCGACUACCGACGGCUACAUUGACGAUAAGAACCAGAAGCACAUCGUGGGCAACUUGCAGCCGGACUCGUGGGUGGACCGAAAGGGUUCGAUCGGAUCGAUCGGCUCGAUCGGCUCUGUGAGCAGCGAGAUGAACGAAUAG
Molecule: messenger RNA, 375 nt
Organism: Ogataea angusta
Lineage: Eukaryota; Fungi; Ascomycota; Pichiomycetes; Pichiales; Pichiaceae
Exons: 1
Coding region: 1-375 (124 amino acids)
Source: RefSeq, a predicted model, not a curated record